AAUGAAUGCACUGUGACGCUGCUCACAGCUUUUUGCUUCUUGACUCAACUCAUCUCAGAAGCUUUGCCACCUUUUUCUUGAUAUUUCAGGGAUAGUGAUAUUGUGUUUUAGAAGAAAUGGAGAACUGAGAAGUUAAGCGACAUAGCCCUCCCUUCCCUCUGCACUGUGCCGGUCCUCUUUUCCUCUCCUUCCCCCCUCCCUCUCUCUACAUAUCCUCCGUCUGGUCUUAGCGUGGUGCAGAAGCUGUGGGGAUGAAUGCAGACGGAGACAGAUGGUACAGUAUAGUUAGUGUACUAGGAACUGAGGGUGAAGGAAAGAGUUCUGUGUCUCGCUGGACUGGACUAGGCUGAGAGAGGAGAGUGCUAGCUGGUCAUGGGAUGCUGUAGUGUGACUCAGAGAGGAGCGCAUUCCGGGAUUGACGAUGUGGGCCCUGACGAGAUCGAGCUCCUGGAGAUUGACAACUCAGGGAUAUGGAGUCUAGGAGAGAGUAGGCUUCAGAUCUCUGUGAGGAAUGGAAAAGACGGUCCACCCUCUCGCUACCCUUCAGUGAGACACCUCAACCAGGAGGUUGUGCUAUGGGGCAGGAGCAGAGAGGAGCUACACCACAUAAUCUACAACCAGCCCAUACGUGACUGGGAGGGCCAACCUAUACACAUGUAUGGAGAGAUAGUGCACUCCUCCCUGGUGUCUCUCCACAACAGCUACACACAGGAGACACGUGAACACUAUCUGGUGCUUUUCUCCUUCCACUUGUUGAUCCUAUCUCUGGACCACUCUCACCAUGGCUUUAUCUAUGAGGGCAUGCUGCCUCUCUCUGGACUGUCUUUCCAAGCCACCUCACUAGCCUCCAACUCGCAAACCAUGUUCCAGAUCAGUGGUCCAAUGGUGGACUCCAAAGUAUUCACCUGUGCCAGUGCAGCAGAGAUGAACAAAUGGAUACACCACAUGGAUGAGAGGAAAUACAAAUCCAUGAGCCAACUGCUAAGCCCCUCCCACUGUGCACUGUCUUACCUGGUACCCUGCGAUGAGAUCUGGAAGAAAGAGGAACUGAAAACGUAUUUACUGCAAGCCCCAAUACAGCAGUGGGAAGGGGCCCCCAUCCAGCACAUGGGCCAGCCUGUAUACAUAUCCAUGGUCCACAUCAUCAACACACAGAGACAGGGAAUCCAUCAGCAACUUCUGGUACUCUUCCCUCAAGAUGUCCUCCUGCUCUCUGUGGAUAACAAGAGCCUCAGUGUCAUAUAUGAGGGUAGAUUGCCUCGGAAAAGCAUCACAGCCGUGGAGAGGUCAGCAUUACCUGGGAGGCUGGAGUUCGAGUUAGCAGGUGAACUGAUUGAGCCGCUGCAGGUAUCUUGCACCUGUCCUGAAGAAUAUCACAACUGGAUCUUCCAGCUACAACAGCCGGAAACAAACCUCCAAGCUACCUCAAACCACCCGGCUCCACCCCUCAUGCCAAAAAAACAGAGGAGCAGAAAGGAGUCCCAGGAACCAAUGAUAAUUGCACAUUAAUGAGACUAACUGACCAAUGGCCUCACAAAAUAGAAGACUCAUGCCUCUUUUCAUUAAUAGACACGAUAUUUGUGGAUAUCAUGUAUACAGUUCCUUUAGAAAGUAUUCAUACCCCUUGACUUAUUCCACAUUUUGUUGUGUUAUAGCCUGAAUUCAACAUUGAUUAAACGUAUAUUUUUUUCUCACCAAUCUACAUAAAAUAGCUCAUAGCUUACAGUGAAAACAUGUUUUUAGAAAUGUUUGCAAAUUUACUGGAAAUGAAAUACAGAAAUAUCUAAUUUACAUAAGCAUUCACACCCCUGAGUCAAUACAUGUUGGAAUCACCUUUGGCAGCUAUUACAGCUGUGAGUCUCUCUGGGUAAGUCUCUAAGCGUUGACACAUGGAUUGUAUUAUUUUUUUUUUUUAAAUGUAAGCUCUGUCAAAGUGGUUGUUGAUCAUUGCUAGACAGCCAUUUUCAAGUAUUGCCAUAGAUUUUCAAGCCAAUUAGUCAAAACUGUAACUAGGCCACUAAGGAACAUUCAAUGUCAUCUUGCUAAGCAACUCCAGAGUAUAUUUGGCCUUAUCUUUUAGGAUAUUGUCCUGCUGAAAGGUGAAUUUGUCUCCCAGUGUUUGUUGGAAAGCAGACUGAACCAGGUUUUCCUCUAGGAUUUUGCCUGUGCUUAGCUCUAUUCCAUGUAUUUUUAUCCUAAAAAACUCCCUAGUCCUUGCCGAUGACAAGGACACCCAAUAACAUGAUGCAGCCACUACCAUGCUUGAAAAUAUGAAGAGUGGUACUUAGUGAUGUGUUGAAUUUGGCCCAAAUAUAACACUUUGUAUUCAGGACAUAAAAUUAAUUCCUUUGCCAAAUGUUUUGCAAUUUUACUUUAGUGCCUUAUUGUACAAAUAUUUUUAUUCUGUACAGGCUUCUUUCUUUUCACUCGGUCAUUUAGGUUAGUAUUGUGGAGUAACUACAAUGUUGUUAAUCCACUCUCAGUUUUCUCCCAUCACAGCCAUUAAACUCUAACUGUUUUAAAGUCACCAUUGGCCUCAUGCUGAAAUCCCUGUGUGGUUUCCUUCCUCUCUGGCAACUGACUUCUACACCUGCAUUGCUUGCUGUUUGGGGUUUUAGGCUGGGUUUCAGCUGAUGUAAGAUGGGCUUUAUAAAUACAUUUGAUUGAUUGACUUAGGAAGGUCCCCUGUAUCUUUGUAUUGAUAUACCAUCCAAAGUGUAUUUAACCCUUCUCCUACAAUUUACGUGGCCCUGUGGAAAUCAAAUUAACAUAAUAAAAAAAAUGUACAUCAAAAUCCGUCUGUUUAAGCUAGGGCUUUGUCUCAAUUCACUGUAUCUGCAAAUAUCGCCCUUCCGCAUAUGCAGUAAAAGGUGGCAGUAAAAGGUGGCAGACCAUAAGACAUCCGGAACAUCUGUCUUCUCGAGAAAAGGUCUAAAGCGUCUGAAAGGUUAGGCAUACAAACUAUUAUGAAAGAUGAGACUCUCACGAUGAUGUUCUCCGAUCUCCACAAGCUUCACAGGACUCGUCUGAAGUCGGUACAGCCUCUUCUGCCAACUUCUGUCUGCAGCGUCCGAAAAGUUUGGUCUACACACUAAUAUGACCCCUCUGUAGGACGCCCACAAGCCUCACAAGACUCUGAAGGUCCCCGGUACCAAUUGUUUCCCGAGCUUUCUUAUAUCUCUCAGAUAUAGGGCAGACACUUAAAGAACAAACUUCAUUUUUAUAUAUAUUUUUUUUUACUAUCUGAUCCAUGUAGUGAAUCUGUUAUUCAAUGCGUUUCUAUGGGCUAAUAACAGUAACACCAAAUUCAAUGUUUCAUCUAAUAAUUUUUGUAUAGAUUUUUUUUUUAUACCUUAAGGGGUCUUAAAAUUCUAAAUCAAAUAGUGUAAUGAUCCUUGGUAUGACAAUCUUAAAACAAUUCCAUAAGUUAGCUUAGUAGAACGCCCCUUACCCCAGUUUAGACUGGGCUUAGAGUCUCUUAACUCUCUAGAGGGUUAAUAACUUCACCAUGCUGAAAGGGAUAUUCAAUGUCUGCUUUUUUUUUACCCAUCUAUCAAUAGGUAGACUUUGUGAGGCAUUGGAAAUCCUCCCUUGUCUUUGUGUUCGAAUCUGUAUUAAAUUCACUGCUCGACUGAGGGACCUUACAGAUAAUUGUAUGUGUGGGGUACAGAGAUGAGGUAGUCAUUUAAAAAUCAUAUUAAACACUAUUAUUGCACACAAAGUGAGUCCAUACAACUUAUUUGACUUGUUAAGCAAAUGUUCACUCCUGAACUUAUUUAGGCUUGUUAUAACAAAGCAUUGAAUCCUUAUUGACUCAAGACAUUUCAGCUCUUCAUUUUGAAUUAAUUUUCAAAACUUUAUAAAACAUAAUUCCACUUUGUCAUUAUGGGGUAUUGUGUCUAGGCCAGCGACACAAAAUCUCAAUUUAAUCCAUUUUAAAUUCAGGCUGUAACACAACAAAAUGUGGAAAAAGUCAAGGGUGUGAAUACUUUCUGAAGGCACUGUAUAUGUAUAUAAUAUUCAGUCUGAUACAAUGAAAUUAAGAGAUUCAGGUGAACAUUCUUCUGCUGUAGGCUACUGUCUGUAGUACUCUGCUUCACUAGUGACUGUAAUAGCAAUGAAUAGGCUGAAUAGGGAGUUGAUUUUUAGUGAACUGAUUGUACAAUAUUUUUCGUAGAAUCUCUGUGAACCAAAAUAGAAAAUCUAGUGCUGUUUAUGACCUUUCCCAUACUUUGUUAUGAUUGUUCUUGAAAUAUACGGACUCAAUAAAAAGUAACUAAAUACCUUUCCCAAA
Molecule: messenger RNA, 4294 nt
Organism: Salmo salar (Atlantic salmon)
Lineage: Eukaryota; Metazoa; Chordata; Actinopteri; Salmoniformes; Salmonidae
Product: pleckstrin homology domain-containing family N member 1
Biological process (GO): lamellipodium assembly
Cellular component (GO): cytoplasm; lamellipodium
Molecular function (GO): guanyl-nucleotide exchange factor activity
Source: RefSeq, a predicted model, not a curated record